AGCGCGGGGCGGAAGCACGACGUUUACAAGCUGGCAGGCACCUGUCCUGCCGGUACAGCCCCGCACCCGGAGCACCACAUCCUGUUUACCCACGGGAGCCGGACAGACGCCCGCAGCAGCAGAACACCCAGCCGGCACCCGCACAGCCCGCAGGGCCCCCGCCGCGCGAGGACGCGCCGGGCCGCAAGACCCGAGGUGCCGACGGAGGAACGGCGCGGAGCGGGGGCUCGUCACGGCCCGCCGCCCCAGCUCGUGCGGACGCUGCCGGUUCUCCCCGCAGCCGGAACGAGCCCGGCAGCGUCACCCCGCGCCGUGUGCCCGGGGGGCUCGUCCCCUCCCCGCGGCCCUCAGGAGCCCGUCCCGCCGGGCCGGGGCAGGUGCCGCCCGCCCGUCCCGCGGCGGGGGGAUGAUGAAAGAGCAGGAAGUUGGCACGCGGCGCUGCCCGACGCGGCGGGGCCCGGCCGGGGGCACGGCUCCCCCACGGCUCCACCCGGAGCGCCCCCUCAGCCGCCCCGCUCCUCCCCGCCCUCCCCUCGCCCGACCGACCCCCGAGCGGCCGCGGCGGCGCCGGCGCCCACGGGCUUCGCCCCUCCGAGCAGCCCCUCCGCGCCGGGGCCGGCUCCCCGCGGACGGCCGCAGAGCGGACCGCGCGCCGGAGCGGGCCGGAGCCGGCAGCCCCCGGGGCCGCCCCGCCGCCUACCUGAGCGCGGGGCCCGCCGCGGACGACGGAACGCCGGCGGGACCGCCGGUGACGCCGCCACAAAACAACACGGACCGCCCGGGCCGGCGCCUGCGCACGGCGGCGGCGCCCCGGGGCGCCCUGGAGAGCGUAGUCCGCGCCCCGCCGCGGCCCGGCGGCCCGACCGCCCCGCCAACUACAGCACCCGAAGCGCACCGCGCCGCGCCCGGCCCCGCCCCGCCGGCCCCCGCUGCUAUGGCAACGCCGCGCCGCGCACCGCGGCCGCAGCGGGAUCGCCGAGCCCGGCGCCGAGGCCGCGGAGCAGCCCGGCCUUUGCGGGGUCACCGCCGGAGCUCCGGGCAAAGAGACAGCGCUCCUGGGCGAGCGCGGCGCGCUACGGGCACGGAACGCUCGUACUGGGAAAGGGAGCGGGCAGGAGCUCCGCUUAG
This is a messenger RNA of Numida meleagris (helmeted guineafowl), 1128 nucleotides long. Its product is annotated as basic proline-rich protein-like. The annotation marks the transcript as partial. NCBI's taxonomy places the organism in Eukaryota, Metazoa, Chordata, Aves, Galliformes, Numididae. The record is from RefSeq and is a predicted model, not a curated record. The transcript has a single exon.